This is a messenger RNA of Paracoccidioides brasiliensis Pb18, 1710 nucleotides long. RefSeq lists its product as uncharacterized. Gene Ontology annotation, biological process: N-glycan processing. The transcript is spliced from 3 exons. Gene Ontology annotation, molecular function: protein binding. The record is from RefSeq and is a predicted model, not a curated record. The coding region runs from base 1 to 1710 and encodes 569 amino acids. Gene Ontology annotation, cellular component: glucosidase II complex.
AUGAAGCAAACACACAGUAUUUUUGUUCUUCUAGGUGUAGCCGCAUGUUCUACAAUUAGUUCUGCGGGAGGCGAUGUCUUCUCCCUCCCUCGAGGCUUAGGUCCUGAAUUUGCUAAAUAUUACAAGAACCCAUCGACAUUCACAUGCAUUUCCAAUCCAUCUAUCAAAAUCCCUUUCUUCGCAGUAAAUGACGAUUACUGUGAUUGUCCUGACGGCAGCGACGAACCGGGUACCUCAGCAUGUGCCUCUGUAUCAUACUUCUCUCCCUUCGAUCUUAGAGAUGAUGGGGUUAAUCGUACUCCAGCCCUCCCUGGAUUCUACUGCGAAAAUAAAGGCCAUAGGCCAUCCUUUGUGUCAUUCCAACGAGUUAACGAUGGCGUCUGUGACUAUGAAGUAUGCUGCGACGGCAGUGAUGAGUGGGCUAAAGUUGGUGAUGUGAAAUGUGAGAACAAGUGCAAAGAAAUCGGAAAGGAAUGGCGAAAGAAUAAUGAACAGAAACAGAAAUCGUUAACUACAGCAAUUAAAAAACGGACAGAACUCGUUGCAGCUUCAAGAAGAUUACGAAAGGAGGUGAGGGAUCACAUUUCAGAUCUCGAAGUAGAAAUCAAGGCCUCAGAGUUGAAAGUGGAGGACCUAAAGGCGGAACUUGAGGCAGUUCGGGCCAGAGAUAGAGGCAAGGUCGUGACCGGUCAAAAGCAAGGGAAAGUUAACGUUCUUGCUAGUCUUGCCAAGGAGAGAGUUGAAGAGCUACGAGAAGCGUUGGUGGAGGUUCGCCGUGAAAGAGAUGAAAAUUUGGCUCGAGUUGCCGAGCUUGAGGCCAUCCUAUCGAAAUUUAAAGAGGAAUACAACCCAAAUUUCAACGAUGAAGGGGUAAAGCGUGCUGUCCGUGCUUGGGAAGACUAUGAUGCUGCACAUCAUAAUACAGCUAGCGGCAGCGAUAAAGAGCAUAACCGAGAUCUGGAUGAAAUAUGUAAACCCGAUAGUAAAGAUUCAGGUAUUAACUGGGAGCGGUGGGAAAGUGUGCAAGAUGGUGAACCUGAAAUUACCUUACUUUACAAAAUCGUCGCGUAUUUCCCCGACUCAUUGAUUAACUACAUUGAAGACAAAGUUCUUCAGCUCAGGUCCUUCCUGGUAUCCAAUGGCGUCCUUGACCAGUCCUAUAGCUACUCAACUGCUAAGGAAUCUGAAGGCAUAAAAGCUGCUCGCAACGCACUUUCUGCGGAAGAGUCAUCCUUAAGCACAGCUCGCUCCCAGCUGGACGACCACAAAGCGGAUCUUAAGAGGGACUACGGCCGUGAUUCCGUAUUCCGUUCGAUGAAAGGUUCAUGCAUAUCCAAAGACUUUGGUGAAUAUACGUACGAACUCUGUUGGAUGGACCAAACCAAGCAAAAGUCCAAGAAAGGUGGAUCCCACACGACCAUGGGCAACUUCGCCAGGUUUACCACCAUCACUGUCGAUGAGCAGAAUUUCUCAGGCAGGGUUGUUCCCCGAGAAAGAGUAGGUCUGGAAUACACCCAUGGACAAACUUGCUGGAAUGGACCUGAACGAUCUACUAGGGUUAUUCUUGAGUGUGGGGAGAAUGAUGAGAUAUUGAAGGUUUCUGAAGAUGAAAAGUGCAUGUACAGUAUGUUUGUAACCACUCCAGCAGUAUGUGAAGAGGCCAGUAUUAAAGGCGAUAACGAUCACAAUAUUAACAAGGAUGAGCUUUGA